CCGCGGUUGGCCGCGAGACAUCAUCGAAAAAAUAAAUAAAAAAUCCCCUGAAAAUUCUCGAGAAUUUCCGAACAAAUUCUCAAGCAAAAAAAAAAACAGCCCAACAAAUAAACUAAAUAAACCGUGGAUGCAUGCAUCAUUAUCCGAUCGUUCAUGCACACUCUCGUCGCUGUGUUGUGUCCACAGCACCCACGUUUACUCAUCCAUCUGUGUUUCCCCUGGAUAUUGUGGCGGCAACGGGUGAAAACAGUUGUCGCAUUGAGGAAGUGACAGUGUCUGUGGCAUUUGUAUUUUCAGUACAAAUGCAGUGAAUGUAUUUUUACGUGUGUCUGCGCUAGCCCCUGGGCCCCCGUACCGUAUUUACUUUUUUUUCGUGCGAAAAAAAAAAACAGAGAACCACCAACUGGGAGAGACAAACUCAUGUUUUAAAUGGACGCAUCGUCCAUUAUCACUCAAGUGUCGAGGGAUGACGAGUUGGGACACUUCAAUAACGAGAAAGCACAAUUACCAAGGGAGAAUGAACCGAGCAACAAUGGACCAUCGGGUAAGAAGCCCCGAGGCCGUGGACUGCUGCGUUCACUACUGUGUUGCCUCGGUAGAGGACGAGGUGGUAGCUCCAAGAGCUCCAAAGCCAGUUCCCUCCAGGGUGAUGGCAGAGGUACACCACCACCUGGCACUGGUUCACCCAGAUUUCUCCUGCCACCAGUCAGGCAUCAGGAUAUGCACAAAAAGUGUAUGGUGAUUGAUCUUGAUGAGACACUGGUACACAGUUCAUUCAAGCCCAUCAACAAUGCUGACUUUGUUGUACCAGUUGAAAUUGAUGGGACCGUGCAUCAAGUGUAUGUUCUUAAGAGGCCUUACGUCGAUGAGUUUUUGCAGAGAAUGGGAGAAUUAUACGAGUGUGUACUAUUCACAGCCAGUCUAGCAAAGUACGCAGAUCCAGUGGCAGAUCUGCUCGACAGAUGGGGAGUCUUCAGAGCUCGGCUCUUUAGAGAAUCAUGCGUAUUUCACCGGGGCAAUUAUGUCAAGGAUUUGAAUAAACUCGGUAGGGACCUUCAACAGAUCAUCAUCGUCGACAAUAGCCCAGCGAGCUACAUAUUUCACCCGGACAAUGCGGUGCCAGUGGCUUCCUGGUUUGACGACAUGACAGACUCCGAGCUCCUCGACCUAAUCCCCUUCUUCGAGAAGCUCAGCAACGUGGACAACAUCUACACAGUUCUCUGCAACAGCAAUCAUCCGUACAAUCAGGACCAAGGACAGAUGCAGAACAAUUCAAGCCCUGGUGGUGACUCAAUGGGUGCUUCCUAGCCCAGACGAGAGCCUGGCCUCGCGGUCAGCCUCGUUGCGUCACGCUGCACCCUGAGGAGGGCUCUCGACGGUAUUCUUCGGGCAACUGGACUCACAUGUCGCUCUGUCGAUAACAAUAAUUCAGUAAUGAGCUAAAACCCAGCCCACGAGUGCUCCUUACCCCAGCUGGAGUCGACAAAUCAUUCAAAAUAAUUCAUUCAAUCUACGAAUUAUCGUCUGGAGAAGGAACAGGACAUGAUGUUGAGGCAGUUGACGAGGGCUUACAUUAAUUAUUAAAAAAAAAAAAACGACUGAUUGUCGGUGAAAUAAUUAAUGCUCAUUAAUGACGGAGAGACUACUGCCUUUUGGCUUCCAUUCAUUGAGCAGUUGAACAAAUUUUUUAAUGAAAAUAAAUAUUUGAGAGUUGAACAGUGUGGAAAUGAUGAUGAGGUAAUUCGGUGGAGACUUCUCUCGUCGUUUGUAAACAUGUAUACGAUGCGAAAUUUCGGGGAAUUUGAGACCUGAGGGGCGAAUCGACUCAAUCUCCAGGGGAUUAAUCACCAACCGACGCUUCUUCACUCAUUUAUUAUUUUUGGUAGACGUUGUAAUGCAUAUCAGUGAAUUUUUUCAGUCUCCAGACGAUUAUUAUAUCAGUAAUUAGGUAGGUUUAGGUAGACAUCUUCCAGAGAAUUGACAAUUUUUUGAGAUUGCGAUUUUGGGGUGAAGUUCAGGGAAAAUUAUCUCGGGAUGGAGGGGGGUUAGUGGGAAAUGUUAGAAGACACUUUUUGUGGGAAAUUUCACUAUUAUCACUGGAGAUAAUUUCUUGUGACAUUUUGCUCUAAAUGCAGUUGUUUUCGUAAUAAUUGAGGAAUUGAUUGAAGUUUUUUAUUGAACUUCAGUUAUUUUAUUAGCAAUUGACUGUUGAAUUAUUUUAUUAAUGAGUGGUUUCGUAUCAAAAACUUGAAUAAGAUUUCUCUCGACGUCUUCUCGAAAUUUCUCGAAAUUUAAUCCUCUACAAAAAAUGUAUGAAACAUUUUUCUCUGAAUCCACUUGUUUCUGAGAUAAUCGCAGAUUUGUGCGAAGCGAUUCUGCACUCAACUUGACGAAGCUCAUUUUUCAUGGUUGUCACUAUCUCGAGAAGGACUAGGUAUAGGAGAAAAUGUCACAAGACAUUUUUUGUGUGCAAUUCAAUCCCCUACAUUUAGUUUCCUGACACCUUUUUUUUUAAAUCCAUUAUUUCUCGAGAUAAACGCAGAAUAACCGAAAUGACAAAUUCAAACUUCACCCCAGAAUCGAACAACUCUGACUUUAUCAUCAACACCACGAAUAAUUCUUUAUAAAUCAUCCAAUGAUAUGGUUGCCACAUGGACAAUAACUUCGAGGAGCCAAUCAGCUGGUGCCCCCCCCCCUUCCCCCUCCAGCCUCCUCAACAAUCCUCCGCAAUCGAGUGUUACGUCUUUUGUACACGAAUGGAGGAGAAAUUUAAUUGUCUUGGAUUGCAGCAUCAAUAACCCCAGUACCAUGAAUAAUCCCAGCCCUCGAGAUUCCCCAUUGUCUCUCGUUAUUCUCUACCUUUAAUUCCUCCUCUUUCUCAUCGUCAAUGUAAGACUGAAAGAGAAUCAACUGCCUCAAACAGAACAGAACAGUUUAAAAUGCUUUGUUAUUCCCUCAAGCACUCCCCCCCAUCUUCAAAUGGUUCUUGAUUUAUUUUCUGAUUGUGAUCGAGGCAUGAGUCACAGUUCACGAUUGAGAGCAGCAGUUGUACUUAUCCAAAUGCAAAUUAUUGAUCAAUGAUGAUAUCGAUUAUCAAUAUGUACUUCAGAGAGGGGGGGGGGCAGUUGAUCAGUGACAUUUCCUCGAGAGUCCCACAUCCGGUUUUUUAUAUCGUGAAAUAUUGAUUUUUUAUUCAGUAAUGAAGUUGUAGAGGAAAUUUGUGGGAUUUAUUUGGGAUUGGAGAGUGGUUGAUGAGAUAAUUCCGCAUAUAGAGAGGAAGAAAACUGGUCAAGUGGAAUAAAACUCGUUAAUGAGCAGUUUUAGGAGGAAAAGUGUUUUGACUUUUUUUGGAGAAUGAAAUUUCUAACAAAAAUGGUCUGUGACAUUUUCCCCCAAAUCCACUAAUUCUCACGAUAAUCCCACCCGAAUAAACCUGAACAUCUCUUCGAUUUCCCUCUUCAUUACUGAAUUCAUCACAUUUAAUUUCCCUCAAAUCAAUGUGUCUACAUAAUCCCCGCAAUUUCCUGAAUUUAUACAAAAAAAAAUCAUCAAACUAAAAUGUCUGUGAGAAAAUUAAAGACUAAGCUGUAGGGAGUAUCGUCAGCUGCAUUACGCUGGGACUAAAAGUGGAAUGAACAUGAAAUUAAUGCACAAUAGCAGUUGAAUAAACAUCUGCAUAAACAACAGAAUAAAAACACUCGAUAAAUGUGUUUAAUCGACAACUCGACUGGGGCUCAAUCUCAGAAUGUUAACGACGAUUAUUUGAUUUUUCAUUUUGUAAAACUAAAAUAAAAAAAUGAGAAAUUAGUGAACAAAUUGGUGCUUCCGUAAUUAACGAGAGGGGUUAAUUGAUAAUUGAAUGAUUAGUGGGCAAUCAUGCGUCGAGCCCCUCGGGCUCUCUUCGCAACGGUUCCGUCGACAUUUUUUACUAAUUAUACACUUUGUAACAGAAGUAAAUUUUUUUUAAUGUCAAAUCAUUGUACACAAGUAGGACGAGUUAUCCAUGUCCACGUCGAUUUUCCUAUUGGAAGAAUUAUCGAAUUUCUUUUUUUUAUUUAGAGGUAACUGUAAAAAUUUACAGGGGACAUAUGAUAUUGUGAUCAAUUGGUGGGAUUUAUCCAUGUGAAAGUCACUAGAGUUUUUGGAGAUUUUGGUUGUGGAGAAUGUUUUUUAAAUAUUUUUUCAUGAAAUUUAAUAGAAAAAUGUGAAUGAAUAUCAGGAGAAAGGGAUAAUUAGCAACUUUUUUUGGAUUCCAGUUGAGGAUCAAAUGGGGUUAGAACAGAGUGAUCAGAAAGGGUCAAUUGACCCUUAACUCUACAAGUCUUCAAGGCUCGUUUGACCCUCAACUAAAAUCAAAACAAAAAAAAUGUUGAAUCGUCGUUUUCUUCUAGUAUUUCAUCAAUUAAUCUACUCGUUUAAAUCAAAACUCAACAUUCGUUGUCAAACGACAUUCUUCAUUUCACUAAAUUCCCACGAGGAAAAUUUUCAACAUUUCCUCUCAAAACUCUCCACUCACGAAUCUUCCUCCAAUAAAAUCAACAUCUCCAUCAUUAAACCUAAAAAAAAAACUUUGAAAGUGACUUCAGACUUUUCCAUACACCAAGCCUCACUAAAACCAAUCAACCACAUUAAUUACCCGGUACUUACGAUAAAACCAAGAGAAAGAGAGUUGCCAACGCAUAUGAAAAAUCCAAACGAUGGACGAAAAAUGAUGAAAAGAGAACUAGAAAAUCGCAAUGAUUGCUUGCAAGUACAAAGUUGUUACGUUUUAGAGGUGGCCACGACAAAACGACCGGGGGAGGGGGGGGGUGGAAGGAUAAUUAGUUUUUUGAAUGAAGAAAGAAGUGUUGGAAUUAGGCUAGAAGAUAAAAGAUUGAAGAGAAAUCAAGAGAAUAACAAAAAAUGAAAGAAUCGAGCGGAAAAAUCUAGUUUUCACUGGAAAAUUCUAUUGGAAGUUCCAUUGAUAGCUAAUAUUUGCACAUUGAUUUUUUAAUCAAAUGAAUUCUGUAUAUUUUUUUUAUAUAAAAAUUAUUGGGCAUGAUUUUUUUAACUUUAAGGAAGGAAAUCCAAGUAUUUCCUUCAAGUUAGCAAUUUUUUUUCAAGCAAAAUUUCAAUUUUGCUGAAAACAUUAAUGAAAUUCAUUAAACAGAGAAAUAUAUGAAUUUUCCACUGGAAUUUCAGAGAAAAUGAUGAAUUUUCCAUUCAAUUUUUUUCCCUGUGAAACAACAACCUAAAACUAGAAACGAAUGAUUGAAUUAAAAAUUUGUAUGAUUGUGAAUGCGUGAGAUUAUUAAUUGAUAAUAAUCCCAAGGUAUAAUGAUUAAUAUUAACAAUAAACAGAUAGUAGAUAAUACUAAUGAAUAAUGCCGUUGUAAAACGGUGCUUGCGCACGAGAAUCGACGUAAUUGAAUGAUGAAAAAAAAAAAACGAAGAAAAUUAGUGAAUCAACUAUUGAAAGAUUGAUUGAAUAAACUUUUUAUAUGAAAGAAAUGAACAAUUUCCUAGAAUGCGAUUUUUAAUCAACAGAAAGAUUAUAAAAACAUUUGAUAAUAAAAUCAGCAUAAUUGAAAUUGCUAUUGACAUGAAAACUAUUGUACAAAAUUAUUGAAUGAAUUCAACUGGAGGUUUUCUUUCUUUUCGUCGAUGAAAGUGGUGAUUAAUACGGAAUAUCCCAGAGUGUUGGACACGUAUGCAUGUAGCUCAUAAUUAACAAUAUUGCCUUGAAUCUGUAAAUAAACUUGACAACUUCCAACUAAUUGAAUCCCCAUCUUCAGAGAGAGAGAGAGAGAGAGAGAGAGAGAGAGAGAGAGAAAGAGAGAGAGAGAGAGAGAGAGAAAAUUGACGUAAAGAUGGAAAAAUAAACUGCGAUUUCGCAGUUAUAACGAAGAGGUCCCGUCAAAUGAAUCUAUAGUUUUUUCUAACGAAGUAAGUAAUUACAAUCAAAUGCUUGCCGCAAUGACGUAACCGUUGAUUUAUCGAUCGUUCCUUGUUUAGAAGGAAUUUUUCAUUUGAUUGAGUUUAUGAACACAGGACGAUCAAAUGGGGCGUGGCUUCGUCGUGUAACAGCGAGGUAACACUAUCAUUAAUGGAGAAAUAAUUAAAUUGUGAAGAUAAUUCAUGAUGAACGAUUGUAAUCACCCGGUAAUCCUCUUUCCCACCUCCAAACAUGUCCAGUUUGCUCUGUGAUUCUGUGUUUAAUAAAAGGAGAAAAAAUAUAUAUAUGUUUGAUAAUCUUGAA
Messenger RNA from Diachasma alloeum, 6238 nucleotides. It is a transcript of the gene hzg, whose product is annotated as carboxy-terminal domain RNA polymerase II polypeptide A small phosphatase 1. The transcript is spliced from 4 exons. Lineage: Eukaryota; Metazoa; Arthropoda; Insecta; Hymenoptera; Braconidae. The record is from RefSeq and is a predicted model, not a curated record. Gene Ontology annotation, molecular function: RNA polymerase II CTD heptapeptide repeat phosphatase activity. Bases 430 to 1308 code for a protein of 292 amino acids.